UUUAUUGUGAAGGCUGCAGUGGAAGUCGUGUCUCUGGCCGGUUGCUUCGCUCUUCUUCCGCGAUCAGAGGCCGGAGUCUGGAGGCAGAACCGAGCGGAAACCUGCGAAAUAAAGCGGCGGCCAGGUGCGAAGGAUGGCCGAGGAGCAUUACCUGGAGCUGAGCGAGAACCCCGUGCAGUUCGAACAUGCCUCGAGCGUCAACAACGUCUUCUUCGACGAGGCCAACAAGCAGGUGUUCGCAGUGCGUUCAGGUGGAGCCACCGGGGUGGUGGUUAAAGGUCCUGAUGACAAGAGCAGCGUCGCCUUCAGGAUGGACGAUAAAGGAGAAGUAAAAUGCAUCAAGUUUUCCAUUGGUAACAAGAUCCUGGCUGUGCAGAGAACCUCCAAGUCUGUGGAUUUCAUCAACUUCAUCCCCGACUACCCGCACACAGAGUUCAGUCAGGAGUGUAAGACGAAGAACGCCAGCAUUUUAGGUUUCUGUUGGACCAACUGGAACGAGGUCGUCUUCAUAACCGACCAGGGAAUCGAGUUUUACCAGGUGUUUCCAGACAAGCGCAGCCUGAAGCUGCUGAAGAGUCAGAGCAUCAACGUGAACUGGUACCAGUACUGCCCCGAGACCGCCGUCAUCCUGCUGUCCACCACCGUGCAGGGGAACAUCCUGCAGCCCUUCGCCUUCAGGAACGGGACCAUGUCCAAGAUGUCCAAGUUUGAGAUCGAGCUGCCGGUUGUCCCCAAACCCGCCAAACUCAGCCUGUCGGAGAGAGACAUCGCCAUGGCAACCAUCUAUGGUCAGCUGUACGUGAUGUACCUGAAGCAUCACUCGAGGACGGCCAACAGUCCCAGUGCAGAGGUGGUGCUGUACCACCUGUCCAGGGAAGGUUCCUGUAAGAAGAGUCACGUGCUGAAGCUGAACACGACGGGCAAGUUCGCUCUGAACAUCGUCGACAACCUGGUGGUGGUUCAUCACCAGAGCUCGCAGACCUCGCUGAUCUUCGACAUCAAGCUGAAGGAGCCCGACUGUGCCCUGAACAUCCACCAGCCCGUCCUGCCCGCCAGGUCCAUCCACCCCUACAGGAUCCCGCUGUCAGGGCCGGCGGCCGUUCCUUCGCAGCCUCCGGUGCCGUGUCAGCUCUACUCCUCCUCCUGGAGCGUCUUCCAGCCAGACAUCAUCAUCAGCGCCAGCGAAGGUUACCUGUGGUACCUGCAGGUGAAGCUGCCGCCCACAGUCAACCUGCUGCAGGACAAAGGCAAACUGAUGGACUUCCUGUUACGGCGCAGAGAGUGCAAGAUGGUCAUCCUGUCGGUCUGCUCGCAGAUUCUGGAGGUCGGCGAGAAGGGAAGUCUUCCUGUUGUGGCGACCGUGUUUGACAAACUCAACCAGGUGUACAAAGAUUACCUGGAGGCGGAGCAGAGCUACACUCAGGCGAUGGAGUCCGGACCGAGCCGAGGAAGCGCCGCCCAGAAGCGUCCGGUCAGAACUCAGGCCGUCAUCGACCAGUCGGACAUGUACACGCACGUCCUGUCCUCGUUCACGGAGAGGAAGGGCGUCUCCCACAAGUUCAUCAUCGCCGUGCUGAUGGAGUACAUCCGCUCUCUGAACCAGUUCCAGAUCACCGUCCAGCAUUACCUGUACGAGCUGGUGAUCAAGACGCUGGUGCAACACAACCUGUUCUACAUGCUGCACCAGUUCCUGCAGUACCACGUCCUCAGCGACUCCAAACCUCUGGCGUGUUUGCUGCUGUCUCUGGAGAGCACGUACCCACCCGCACACCAGCUGUCCCUGGACAUGCUGAAGCGUCUGUCCACGGCCAACGACGAGAUCAUCGAGGUUCUGCUGUCGAAGCAGCAGGUUCUGGGCGCGCUCAGAUUCAUCCGCAGCGUCGGUGGCCACGACAACGCGUCUGCGCGGAAGUUCCUGGACGCGGCGCAGCAGACCGGAGACCAGAUGCUGUUCUACACGGUGUUUAGGUCGUUCCAGCAGAGAAACCAGCGACUCAGGGGAAGCCCCGCCUUCAACCCAGGUGAGCACUGCGAGGAGCACGUGGCUCACUUCAAGCAGCUGUUUGGGGAGCAGGCGUUGAUGAAGCCCUCCACCGUGUGAGCCCGGUCUCCGUGGCGAGGAGACGACUCGAUGGGACGCAAAUCAUCGCGUACGUUCACGUGCACACGAGUGUCCUGCUGCAGGAAACCGUGAGAGUGUGACGCCACAGAGCAUCCUAGCAUGCCGCCCCCAGGGUUAAGAAAAGGUGGUGUUACUGUGGCCCGAUCCCUGCUGCUCCACCUUAAAUGUUAACAGGAUGUGUUAAUUUAUGAUGAUUGCUUUUGCUAAAAUCUUCCUCCUCUGCGGCUCUAACACCUUCAUGCGGUCGGGUUUACCUGCACAGGUGAUCCUGAUAUCGCUCUGAUAUCAGCUGUUGUGGGAGGGGCCAGAGCCUGCACCGCUGUGUGUUUGUGGGGUGAAUGUGAGGUGUAUAUUCUGUAAGAUAAAGAUGAAUUAUUGUGCAUGAACAGGUUUUAAUGUCAUGAAAUCCAACAUGUCUGUGUGCAGCUAAUAAAGGUUUAACUGAAAA
This is a messenger RNA of Maylandia zebra (zebra mbuna), 2570 nucleotides long. It is a transcript of the gene rmc1, whose product is annotated as regulator of MON1-CCZ1. NCBI's taxonomy places the organism in Eukaryota, Metazoa, Chordata, Actinopteri, Cichliformes, Cichlidae. Gene Ontology annotation, cellular component: Mon1-Ccz1 complex; late endosome membrane; lysosomal membrane. Gene Ontology annotation, biological process: regulation of autophagy. The record is from RefSeq and is a predicted model, not a curated record.